AUGAAGGGCAAGAAGUUUCUCAGCCUGCGGGAUAGGAAUGGAAACCAACGCAGGAGCAAGUCCUCUGAGCCAGGACACAAGAGCCGACCACUCUCAGCCGAAGCUUUUCGAGCGCUCUUCAAGAGUGACCGACCACCGAGCGACGACGAGGUUAAGGAGAAAGAGUUGGCAAAGGUACACAAGGGCACAACCCGUCGAGAUUACGGAAGUCUAACUGCGCAACAGGUCGAAGACAUUACACGCCUUCUUGCCGAGUCCAACAUCACCGAUGUAUCUGCCGAGCACAUUCGAGACUCCCUGAACAGCAAAUUCGCCGAGGGCGAUGUCGACAAGACGGUCGAGUUUAUCCAGCUGCAAUGUAAGGCCAUGGCCGGUAAAAUCACACACUACAACCCACAAGUCGAGAUGGUCGGCGCAGAGAAUAGGGGCAACGUCACUUGCUACCUCGACUCCCUGCUGUUCGCCAUGUUCGCGAAGCUGGACGCUUUUGAAUGCAUGCUGAAAAACGAGUUUACGGACGAACCAAAGCGCAGACUGGUUACACUGUUACGGUUGUGGGUGAAUAUGCUCAGGAGCGGAAAGAUGAUCCAUACGGAUAUGACAAAACUGAUCCAAGAUGCCCUCGCCGACUGCGGCUGGAGCGACGCCAAGCUCCUAGAACAGCAAGACACUUCCGAAGCUUUUGCGUUCGUCACCGAAACACUUCAACUACCUCUCUUACAACUGCAAGUCGACCUUUUCCACCAAGGAAAGAAUGACAAGGACGACCAUAAACUGGUCUACGAACGACUCCUGAACCUGGCAGUGCCCCCGGACCCCGAAGGCAAGGGAAUUAAACUCGAGGACUGUCUGGAGGAAUACUUCAAUACACAGGUGGACGUGCUGAGAGAUAGCCACGAAGAAAAGAAAGAGCUGGAGAGAUCGGCUUCAACCAAGAACACCAUACGGCUAGUCACCCGAGAAGAUAGACAGGAGUCAGAGGCAGCAGACACCCUGAGCGCGUCACCGCUACCGCUGUCGCCACUUGAACGCCAGUGGACAGCAUCACAGCCACCAAAUGGCGCUCCUGAGUCGCCCAGUGGCUCUUCGCGGCCGACUCCAAGGCACCGCUCAACUAGUGUUAUCCAGCGGGUUGUGCUGGAAGAGAAGGACCAAAGAAAAGAGUCUGAGACUCCAAGCAUGCUGGAAAAGGCGCGACGGACGAGCUCGACUGUGGUCAAGGCUGUGACGAUUCCGGCGUGGCAGUUUUUCAAGCUGAUCCCUUGGCAUGCUGCUGGGAACAAGGAGCCCAAGAACGAUAUGGAUGUUGCCAUGAACUUUAACCAGCGACCCGUGGUUGGUAUCUGUCUCAAGCGGUACAUGAUGACGAACUCUGGCAUUCCGCAACGCCAGAACACAUUCAUCGACAUCCCGGACAGCUUGAGGUUGCCGCACUUCAUGCUUGGAGACGAAACGCAGCUUGAGGAGGACCCCAAUGGCUUCAGUAUGGAGUACAAGCUGGUGCUUCAGUCCGUGGUCUGCCAUCGUGGCGAAUCACUCUACAGUGGACACUACGUCUCGUUCGCAAGAGUGGCUCCAAAGCUUCUUACUGACAACAGGCGGCACGAGCGUGAUCCACCUCCCGACUAUGAAGAAGCCCAAUGGGUCAAGUUCGACGACCUGGACAUCGACAAUAGGGUGACAUAUGUGGACGAUAUCAAGCAGGCACUGAAGGACGAGAUGCCCUAUCUCCUGUUCUACCAGAUAGUGCCAAUGGUCGAGGUUGCGUCAACGGAGGAGACUGAGACGGAGCCGCCCUCUUACAAUGAGUCCAAGGUCAGCGUCAACUUGCCGACUACGCCUAACCCCGUCAAUGGCAACGGCAAUCAAUCGGGAAUGUCAUCGUCAAAGAGCGACUACUUCGAGAACACUUCGAUAUCGCCACCCAAGGCACCAAGCAUCCGGUUUUCGUCGGAACUGGAGAGGCCCAGCCGUAUCAGUUUUGGCGAUGACGAGCCAUACUUGGGCUUCAAGGAUUCACGUCGUGGCAGUGUCAACUUUACAGACUCGACACAGGGCACACCAUCAGUCACUCCCGAUGGCGUGUCGCCGGCCGUUACACCAGGCGAAGAAACGACGGCGCAACGACUUUCUCGCGCUGCCGCCCUCUUCACAGGCAAGAACAAGAGCAGACCCACGAGUCAAGCGGGCGAGGGUCGCAUCAGCCUCACCAUGUCUCGGAUUGGUGGGCUCAUGCGGCCAAGCAAGGAGCCGCUGCGCGACCUCAACAGCAACGCGAGCAACAACGCGCUAGUGGCAUCUGUCAGCGCCCCUGUACCUGAUUCGGUGACCGAAGAGGAGUUUGUUGAAAAUGCAGAGGCGGACCAAACCCCGGUGGCAGACCCGGAGAGAAAGGACUCUAAAGAUCUCAAGGAGAGAAAAUCCUCGGAGCACCACCACAAGCAUGGACACAAGCGGGGCAAAUCCAAGAACCGCUCCGCGGAAAAGAAGAAGAACAAGGAUGGGGAGGAACCGGAGCGAGAAUGCGCAGUGAUGUAG
Colletotrichum spaethianum is the source of this 2538-nucleotide messenger RNA. RefSeq lists its product as uncharacterized. Gene Ontology annotation, molecular function: cysteine-type deubiquitinase activity; cysteine-type endopeptidase activity. The coding region runs from base 1 to 2538 and encodes 845 amino acids. Gene Ontology annotation, biological process: protein deubiquitination. Lineage: Eukaryota; Fungi; Ascomycota; Sordariomycetes; Glomerellales; Glomerellaceae. The transcript is spliced from 3 exons. Gene Ontology annotation, cellular component: cytosol; nucleus. The record is from RefSeq and is a predicted model, not a curated record.